CCGCAGCCUGCGAGAUUUUGGAGCGACGACCAGCAAAAAACGAAAGGAAAAUAAAGGAAAGGAGCUUCGCCACCGCAUCGCUCCACUCUCGAAGGGCCGCACUCCCACGACCACCACCUCCUCCGAUCGCCGCCCUCUCUCCGCCGCCGAUCGCCGAUCGCCGCCGCCGCCGCCAGCGAGCUCGGGAAGACAAUGGCGAGCCGAUACUGGGUGGUGUCGCUCCCGGUGCAGCAGGGCUCCGCGUCCGCCGCGUCCCUCUGGAACCGCCUCCAGGAGCAGAUCUCCAGGCACUCCUUCGACACCCCUCUCUACCGGUUCAACAUCCCCAAUCUCCGCGUGGGAACCCUGGACUCCCUCCUCGCCCUCAGCGACGAUCUCCAAAAGUCGAACACCUUUGUGGAAGGCGUGUCGCACAAGAUCAGGCGCCAGAUCGAGGAGCUGGAGAGGGUGUCGGGCGUGGAGAGCAGUUCUCUUACGGUGGAUGGCGUGCCGGUUGACUCUUACCUCACGAGGUUUGUCUGGGAUGAUGCUAAGUACCCUGCGAUGGCUCCCUUGAGGGAGACUGUCGACACAAUUCAGGGACAAGUCGCGAAGAUCGAAGAUGAUCUGAAGGUUCGUGUUGCUGAGUAUAACAAUGUGCGGAGUCAGCUGAAUGCUAUCAACAGAAAGCAGAGUGGAAGCUUAGCUGUCCGUGAUCUUUCAAAUCUGGUCAAACCUGAGGAUAUUGUCAUUUCAGAAAACUUGACAACUCUCCUCGCAGUAGUACCUAAAUAUUCACAGAAGGAUUGGUUGUCAAGCUAUGAAACUUUGACAAGCUAUGUGGUCCCCAGAUCCUCGAAGCAGUUACAUGAGGAUAAUGAAUAUGCUCUUUACACUCCAUGUGCUAGAGAGAGAAGGAGCUAGAGAGAGAUUGAGGGAAAUGAAGGUUCUUCGUUUCCAACAAUCUCUCGCGAGGAGGGAGGCCUUUUCUGUGCUGGAGCGAGACAGGGGAGGGGAGGGGGCGAUUUUAUUGGGCGAAACCCUCGCGUGAUGUCUACCACGAGGAGGGGCCCCCCUUGGGCAUCGGCCCUCCGUUCUCGCGUUAUUUGCGAUGUUGCCACUUUCCCCAGAGGCCUGCCCCCUCCCCUCGGUCAACGGAAGCUGGGAAGAAUAAAAAUGAAAAAGGAAAAAUUGGAAAGAGUAUUUACAGACUAGGGGCGGCUGCGUCCGUCCCGGUUCAAUCCAGCAAGCGAGCCGGACCGGACCGGACCAAACGGACUAGUUUGAGGCCAGAUCUCCGAUUCCUUAUAUGGAACCGGACUAAAGAAUUUGCUAAAAAAUUUCAGGUUCCUUUCGUUUCCCGAAAAAUAUACCAUUUCUAGAAAUGGUUCUCCACGAAACCAUUUUUCAGGAAAAUAACCAAUUUUUUUAA
This is a messenger RNA of Eucalyptus grandis, 1411 nucleotides long. Its product is annotated as V-type proton ATPase subunit C. The coding region runs from base 193 to 903 and encodes 236 amino acids. Gene Ontology annotation, cellular component: vacuolar proton-transporting V-type ATPase, V1 domain. The transcript has 7 exons. Lineage: Eukaryota; Viridiplantae; Streptophyta; Magnoliopsida; Myrtales; Myrtaceae. Gene Ontology annotation, molecular function: proton-transporting ATPase activity, rotational mechanism. Gene Ontology annotation, biological process: proton transmembrane transport. The record is from RefSeq and is a predicted model, not a curated record.